CCCCAGAGUUCAGCUCGUCCAUAUGCAGCCCUUGAAUUGAAUCUUCGACAGACUCAGUCAGUCCUGCUAUCCUCAAGUGUUUCAUGGUUCCAAUCUCAGUUGAAGUAUGGCCGAUUCGCUUUUGAAUUGCUUCCAUCCAAGCUGUUUGCUUAGGGCCAACAAAACGCAUCACGCCACUCGACGUGAUGUGCCAAGGAUGACAACAAUCAGAGGUGCCACAAAGGCUGUGCCAACCUAACGCUGGAGUAGCCAACAGGCAAUGGCCACUUAGACGGGAUUUGCCCCGAAUUCGUGCAGCUGCAUGAGACCCAUCCUGACUCUUUCGACUUCCGUGCUCAUCAGCGUGACAGCUGCUUUGUCAUCCCCAGCGGAAAUUGGUGUAUGGGUCGUCUUCUGGUAUAUCGCUGAUACCAAGCAUGCCCGUAUCAUAAAUAAGGUGCGUCCAUGUAGAUACCAAUACAGGGCAGUGGUAAUUGGCAUCCCUAUGUACACCAGUAUUGUCGCACCAAUCAGGCCAUAUCCCUUGUUGGCUGUCAAGUUGGUGUUAGGCUCGUCAAUCCAUUUCAAUAUCGUAUCAAUGAGAAAGGACUGGCAGAGUGUGAAUCUUACCAGGGCGAUGCGAGGCGCGAUUGGCAGUAAGAAGGGGACUGAUAAUGCGCGAGCAAUUGAUUUUGUCAAGCGAUUCAUGUCUCCGUGGAAACUGGUACUUUGGGUAUUCUUGGUGAAGGAUUUCUGUAGGGUUUCCACAGACACUCUUUUGUCUAGAGGAAAGAGAUCUGUUAAAUCAAGCACCUUCUUAUACCUGACAUGGAAAGUGGAACAAGCCAGAGGAAGAUGCCCAGGCCAUACAGCCCAGAGGUUUCUUCGCGGCUUUGUGCUUUCUGGUUGCAUCUGGACCGGCUAUGGUGGUGUUCCAACAAAAGCAGAAAUGCCUUCCAGACAAUGGCUGUUGUGAAAAGUCUCACACAGGUUAACUUGAAGUGGCUGUGGUGUAACAGCCAGAGUGUUCGCACUUGAGCAAUAUCAAAGAGGAUAGUCAGCGAGAGAAACACGCUGAGUAGAACUGAAGGCCGAAGCGAGCGAGAGUGCUCUAGAAAACUCAGGGCGAAGAUGGUUUUCGCCACAACAAGAUCUCAUGAGUUGGCUGUGAUGA
Molecule: messenger RNA, 1153 nt
Organism: Aspergillus alliaceus
Lineage: Eukaryota; Fungi; Ascomycota; Eurotiomycetes; Eurotiales; Aspergillaceae
Exons: 1
Coding region: 302-955 (217 amino acids)
Source: RefSeq, a predicted model, not a curated record